Molecule: messenger RNA, 1640 nt
Organism: Elaeis guineensis (African oil palm)
Lineage: Eukaryota; Viridiplantae; Streptophyta; Magnoliopsida; Arecales; Arecaceae
Product: protein disulfide-isomerase
Biological process (GO): protein folding; response to endoplasmic reticulum stress
Cellular component (GO): endoplasmic reticulum
Molecular function (GO): protein disulfide isomerase activity
Source: RefSeq, a predicted model, not a curated record
UAAAAGCGUACUAUAUCUUUAGUCGCGCUUGCCUCGUCUCCAAUUCGAUCGCGUGCGAGGGGGAGAAGUACUCCUCCUCCGAACUCUUUUGUUUCUCACAUGGCGACUUACCGGGUUCUAAUCUGCAGCGCCUUCUUGGCGCUCCUCGUGUUCUUGUCCCCCUCGCCGGCGCGAUCGGAGGGCAGAGCCGAAAUCCUGGGUAAGUCGGCGGUGCUCACCCUCGACGCUUCCAACUUCUCCGAGACCAUCGCCAAAUACCCCUUCAUUGUCGUCAACUUUUGCGCCCCAUGGUCUGAACGUUGCCAAGUCUUUGGUGCAGUGUAUGAGAAGGUUGCAGCGAUACUGCGUCAGCAUGACCCUCCAGUUGUUCUUGCAAAAGUUGAUGGCGAUGAUGAGGCGAACAAAGAGAUUGCCUCUAAGUAUGAUGUGACGAGAUUCCCCACACUCUUUAUUCUAAGAAAUCAAGGAAAAAGCAUCCAAGAAUAUGAUGGUCCAAUUGAGGGUGAAGUUAAAAUAGCUAACUAUCUGAAGAAACAAGCAGGUCCUGCUUCAGUUGAGAUAAAAUCCUCAAAGGAUGUCGACACUCUCAUCAAGGGCAAGAAAAUCUUUAUUGUAGCAGUGUUCCCUGAUUAUUCUCUCAAGGAAUUUAAAAGAUUUAAGGCGGUAGCUGAGAAACUGCGAGCAGACUAUGAUUUUGGUCAUACUUUGGAUGCUAAGCUCCUUCCAGAUGGGGAUUUGACAGUCAGUGGUCCUAUAGUCAGGCUAUUCAAACCAUUUGAUGAACUUUUUGUUGACUUCCAGGAUUUUCGCGUGGACGCUUUAGAGGAUUUCGUUAAAACUGCCAGUGUGCCUAAAGUCACCAUAUUUGACAAGGAUCCCAGAAAGCGUCCAUUUCUCAUGAAAUUCUUCGAGGUUCCUGACACCAAAGCUAUGCUCUUUCUGAAUUUCAGCAAUGAGGAUUUUGAUGCUUUUAAGUCUGAGUACUAUGAGGUUGCUGAGCACUACAAAGGAAAGAACAUAAGCUUUUUGAUUGGUGAUCUUGAUGCCAGUAAACGUACCUUCCAGUUCUAUGGACUCAAAAAUGAACAAGCGCCCCUCAUCUACUUACAAGAGACCAAGGGCCAGAACUAUCUCAAACCAAAUUUAGAACCUGAUCAAAUUGCAACAUGGGUGAAGGAUUACCUGGAUGGCAGCUUGACGCCAUUCAAGAAGGCAGAGCCCAUUCCUGAGGUCAACGAUGAACCUGUCAAGGUGGUUGUGGCUGACAGCCUUAAUGAUAUGGUCUUCAAGUCCAGCAAAAAUGUUCUGCUUCAAUUUUAUAUUCCUUGGUGUGGUUUUUGCACGUCACUAGCACCUAUAUUAGAGGAAGUUGCUGUCUCAUUCCAAAAUGAUGAUGAUGUUGUUAUCGCAAAGAUGGAUGCUAGUGCAAAUGAUGUCCCGCAUGAGUUGAAUGUUCAGGGCUAUCCUACUAUUUUUUUCUCUUCAGCAAGUGGCAAGCUUGUGCGGUAUCAGGGUGAUAGGACAAAAGAGGACAUCAUUGAUUUCAUACAGAACAACAAAGAUGCAAUUACUCAGGCUGCGACAAUUCAAAAGGAUACACCUGUCAAAUCUGAGUCUCUAAAAGAUGAGCUAUGAUCAAG